CGUGGUGUAGCCAGCCUAUUAAAAUAGGUAGAGAAAGCCUGUUGCAAAUCUGGCUUAUUUCCGCCAGUCCUAUCAACACCUAGAGCACAGCUCUCUCCUGGAACUUGAUGCAGAAGGUGGCUCUUUGCUGGGGACAGACAAGGAUUGAACUAGAGGAGAAGUACAGAGCACAGCCAUGAAUAUUCUCUUGGAUCUGCUCCUACUUCUGCUCACCAUCAUCUACUCCUACUUGGAAGCAUUGGUGAAAGUCUUCAUUCCCCAAAGAAGAAAAUCUGUGGCUGGGGAGAUUGUCCUCAUUACUGGAGCCGGGCAUGGAAUAGGCAGGUCGACGGCCUAUGAAUUUGCAAAACGGAAGAGCAGACUAAUUCUGUGGGAUAUUAAUAAGCACAGUGUUGAGGAAACAGCAGCUGAGUGCAGAAAACUGGGGGCCACCGCUCAUGCGUUUGUGGUAGACUGCAGUAACCGAGAGGACAUUUAUAACUCCAUAAAGCAGGUAAAGAAAGAAGUGGGAGAUGUAACCAUCUUGGUGAAUAAUGCUGGGACUGUUUUUCCAGCUGACCUUCUGAGUACCAAGGAUGAAGAAAUUAGCAAAACUUUUGAGGUCAACAUCCUAGGACAUUUUUGGAUCACAAAAGCACUUCUUCCGUCAAUGAUGAAAAGAAAUCAUGGCCACAUCGUCACAGUGGCUUCAAUGUGUGGCCACGGAGUGAUUCCAUACCUUAUUCCAUAUUGUUCCAGCAAAUUUGCUGCUGUUGGCUUCCACAGAGCUCUGACAUUGGAACUUAAAGCCUUGGGGAAAACUGGGAUCAAAACCUCGUGUCUCUGCCCAGUUUUUGUGAAUACUGGGUUCACCAAAAACCCAAGCACAAGACUGUGGCCUAUAUUGGAGACAGAUGCGGUUGCAAGAAGCUUGAUAGAUGGAAUACUUACCAAUAAGAAAAUGAUUUUUGUUCCGUCUUAUAUCAAUAUAUUUCUAACACUAGAGAGAUUUCUUCCUGAACGUGCCGUGGCAGCUAUAAGUCAUUUCCAGGAUUUUCAAUUUGAAGCAGUGAUUGGACACAAAACCAAAGGGAAAUGAAUAAGUGCGCUCCAGCCAGAAGUGCACCUGAAUGAUAUAAAUCUAAGUUUAGAAUCAAUGCUUCAAAGCUUUAUUUCACAUUUUUCAACAAUGUUAAUAUGAAAAACAUUGGUUUGACAUUAGCAGCAGUCAAAUGAACAAGACUAAUUACCUGUCUUUCUCAAAGCAUAUUAUUUUAGUUUUAACAGUCAGAUCCAUUUUUCAUUCUUAAAAACUUCUAUGCUUUCAUAAACAUACUUAAAACGCCGUUUUUCUUUAAAAGAUUUUUUUAUGCUUACAGGGGAAAAAAGCUAACUCUCUGAAAGUAAAUAUGAGGAGAACUUAUUUACACAGGGAAGUUUGAAGACCUUGUCAACAUGUACACAGUGUGAUCUAGUGCUUAGAAACAAGGUUAAGCGGACAACUAUGCUCCAAAGGACAGAGAGGUUACUUCUGUGAAAUUCAACAUUUGGAUCUUUCUCUAGCUUCUCUUUUUUUCUUCAGCCCAAAACAGUGCAACCGUAUUCUAUAGUUUCUUGCUUAAUUCUGUCCUUUGUACCAGUCUUAUAUCCACUAAGAGUGGACCUUCCAUACUUUCUGCCUUUUUCAUUACUUCUUUAAAUACUAUGUCAUUACAAAAGGUGACCCUUUCUUGAACCUCUGAAUAUCUGAAAUUUUAACCUCAUAAUACCUCUUUCUUUAUAGUUUAUGCUUUCACAUAUCAUUGGGACCAGAGAUGUUUAGAUAGUUUUGACCUUCAACGUGAAAACUAACACAGAAAAAGGAAUUAGGCUGACUACCUAAUACUAGAUGAUGGAUCUGAGAGGAGAAAGAGAAAACAGAGUGGUCUCUUUUUUUUAAUAGCGAAGAAAUUUGAUUCCCACCGCAUCAAGACUGAUCUUGCUUUUGUGUUUUUCUCAUAUGUAAUAAACUGUUUUUACAUCAA
Suricata suricatta (meerkat) is the source of this 2003-nucleotide messenger RNA. RefSeq names its product hydroxysteroid 17-beta dehydrogenase 13 (gene HSD17B13). Gene Ontology annotation, cellular component: lipid droplet. Lineage: Eukaryota; Metazoa; Chordata; Mammalia; Carnivora; Herpestidae. The record is from RefSeq and is a predicted model, not a curated record. Gene Ontology annotation, molecular function: oxidoreductase activity, acting on the CH-OH group of donors, NAD or NADP as acceptor. The transcript is spliced from 7 exons. The coding region runs from base 176 to 1078 and encodes 300 amino acids.